Messenger RNA from Dissoconium aciculare CBS 342.82, 1431 nucleotides. Its product is annotated as formamidopyrimidine-dna glycosylase. Gene Ontology annotation, cellular component: nucleus. Gene Ontology annotation, biological process: base-excision repair. The annotation marks the transcript as partial. The record is from RefSeq and is a predicted model, not a curated record. Lineage: Eukaryota; Fungi; Ascomycota; Dothideomycetes; Mycosphaerellales; Dissoconiaceae. Gene Ontology annotation, molecular function: DNA N-glycosylase activity; zinc ion binding; DNA-(apurinic or apyrimidinic site) endonuclease activity. The transcript is spliced from 2 exons.
UAUAUCCGUGGACGUUUGUAAUAAAUCACAGCCCCUUCAUUGUUGGGCCUCAGAUCGUCUCCUGAGCCGGUUCAACAUCAGCAAUUGCAACAUUCCAAGGUUUCAGUCGAGGUGCCUUGUGCACUUCUUUCAGGCAAAAUCAAUUGGGAUCGUCCCUGAGCAGCAUUUUGCUUCGCUCGUUCUUGCGAUUCCAUCAUGCCUGAGAUCGGAGAAGUCGCGCGCAUCGUGCAUUACCUGCGCAAGCACCUUGUCAACAGAACAAUUAGAACCUGCCAAGGUUUUGAAGAUGAUAUCGUGUAUGGUAAGGUGGGAUGCUCCGCCACCGCCUUCCAAAAAGCCGUCGAGGGCAAGAAAGUCAUUGGUGCUGGCCAGCAGGGCAAGUACUUUUAUGUGACAUUAUCGGCUCCGCCCCAUGCUGUUAUGCAUUUGGGCAUGACGGGGUGGAUCAAAUUCAGUGCUGAGGAAACUGGCUAUUACAAGCAAGCCAAAGAGAGCAAGACAGUGGAGGAGUGGCCGCCGAAGUACAUGAAGUUCUUAUUGAAAUGUGAUCCUGAGACGGUCGAUGGCGAGGACAGGGAUGCACUCGAGAUAGCCUUUAUCGAUGCCAGACGGCUUGCGAGAAUCAGACUCGUCGAUUGUGAAGCCAGCAAAAUAAGACAGGAGUCGCCGCUCAAGGAAAAUGGACCAGAUCCCGUUAUUGAUAAGGAUCGCCUCACGGUGGAAUUUCUUACAAAGCUGUUGCGAAAGAAGAAAGUUCCCGUCAAGGCACUCCUGCUCGAUCAGGCAAACAUCAGUGGUGUAGGCAAUUGGGUUGCGGACGAAAUUCUCUAUCAAGCGAGAAUACAUCCGGAACAAUACAGCAACACAUUCGACGACGAGCAGAUCAAGCGAAUUCACGAUGAGCUCAUCGGUGUAUGCACAACAGCUUGUGAGCUUCUCGCAGACAGCAGUCGCUUUCCAGAGAACUGGCUGAUGAAAUAUCGCUGGGACAAAGGCAAGAAAGAUGCCAAUGUACUACCAAAUGGUGCAAAGAUCGUCCACCUCAAGGUUGGAGGAAGAACGUCAGCUGUCGUUCCAUCUGUGCAAAAGAAGACUGCUGCCGUGGCUGGUGACGUCGACUCUGGGGAUGACGAUGUCGCAAAUGCUCCGAAAAGCGCCAAAGGCUCGAAACGGAAGGCCAAAGCCGAGCCAGAGGACGACGACGAGGAUGAAGAUUUCAAGGAGGAGCAGCAAUCUGACAAGCGCAGCCGCACAGCAAGGGCCAGCGCUGCCAAACCUACUCCAAGUGUACAGCCUGCCGAGAAAAAAGGUCGGGGUAAAAAGGUGAAGACCGAGGAAUCUUCUGAUGAUGCGGACGAAAAGCCUACGGGUAAGGCUCGGGCGAAGAAGUCUCAGACGAAGAAGGAAAUCGAAGUGAACGAUACUACGAAA